Molecule: messenger RNA, 2295 nt
Organism: Camelina sativa (false flax)
Lineage: Eukaryota; Viridiplantae; Streptophyta; Magnoliopsida; Brassicales; Brassicaceae
Product: 25S rRNA (cytosine-C(5))-methyltransferase NOP2A
Biological process (GO): rRNA base methylation; maturation of LSU-rRNA
Cellular component (GO): nucleolus
Molecular function (GO): RNA binding; rRNA (cytosine-C5-)-methyltransferase activity
Source: RefSeq, a predicted model, not a curated record
UUGGACUUCCUUCUUCUUCUUCUUGUUCUUGUGUUAAACCCUGGCCGCGAGAAAACCCUAAUUCAGACAGAACCGUUGCCAUGCCUGCUCUCACUCGUAACAAGAAGAAGGGUGCCAAAUCCCAAACCCCUCCAACGAAGCAAGUUACCAAACCCAGAACUCCUCCGUCCAAGACUCAGUCAAAACCCCAAACCACGACGUUGAAGAAAGGAGCUAAGAAACCUCCAUUGAAGAAGCAGAAGAAGGAAGUUGUGGUGGAAGAAGAGCCUCUUGAAGAAGAUGAUGAAGUAGUUUCCGAUGCCUCUAUCGAUUCAGAGUCAGAAGAGCUUGAUGAAUCUGAUGAUGAAGGAGGGAAAGGGUCUAAUGGGUUUUUCUCUGAUGAUGAGGAAGAGAACGACGACGAUGAUGAGACUUUGGGUGACGAUUUCUUAGAAGGUAGCGGCGAGGAGGAAGAAGAGGAAGAGGAAGAGGAGGAGGGACCUUCGGAUGUGGGUUCGGAUUCUGACUCUGAUGAAGAUGACGACGAUCUUGUGAAGCAGUCUGAAGCUAUUGAUAGAAAAUUAGCAAAGCAGAAGGCAGACGCUGAUGCUGAACAGCAGGAGCUUAACAAGCAAGAUGAAUCUGAGCAUGAUGCGUUUCGGCUACCUACUGAAGAGGAACUUGAAGAAGAAGCUCGUGGACCACCAGAUCUUCCUCUACUUAAGACUAGAAUAGAAGACAUUGUUAGAGCUCUGAAAAAUUUCAAGGCUUUUAGGCCAGCAGGAGCCACGAGGAAGGAAUGUGUUGAACAGCUCAAAGCUGAUCUUGGUUCAUAUUAUGGUUAUAACAGUUUUCUUAUUGGUACUUUAGUUGAGAUGUUUCCUCCUGGUGAACUUAUGGAACUGAUUGAAGCUUUUGAGAAGCAAAGACCUACAUCUAUCAGGACAAACACACUUAAGACCCGAAGAAGGGAUCUUGCGGAUGUGCUUUUGAACAGAGGAGUCAAUCUAGACCCAUUAAGCAAGUGGUCAAAAGUUGGACUUGUUAUCUAUGAUUCACAAGUUCCAAUUGGUGCGACACCUGAAUAUUUGGCUGGUUACUACAUGCUUCAAGGUGCUAGUUCGUUUUUGCCAGUGAUGGCCCUUGCCCCUCGUGAGAAUGAGCGGAUUGUAGAUGUAGCUGCUGCUCCUGGUGGGAAAACAACGUAUAUUGCUGCGCUAAUGAAAAACACUGGCUUAAUAUAUGCGAAUGAGAUGAAAGUACCUAGGCUUAAGUCGCUAACUGCCAAUCUGCAUCGCAUGGGGGUCACAAAUACCAUAGUUUGUAACUAUGAUGGGAGAGAGCUACCUAAGGUUUUAGGUCAGAACACAGUUGAUAGAGUAUUGUUGGAUGCGCCUUGCAGUGGGACAGGAGUCAUAUCGAAAGAUGAAUCAGUUAAGAUUUCAAAAACCGCUGAUGAGAUAAAGAAAUUUGCUCACUUGCAAAAGCAACUUAUUCUCGCUGCUAUUGAUAUGGUGGAUGCCAAUUCCAAAACUGGUGGAUAUAUAGUUUAUUCAACAUGUUCACUUAUGGUUGCUGAGAACGAAGCUGUGAUUGACUACGCUCUCAAAAAGAGGGAUGUUAAACUCGUUACAUGUGGACUCGAUUUUGGCCGAAAAGGAUUUACCAGAUUUAGAGAACACAGAUUUCAGCCAUCUUUAGACAAGACUAGGCGCUUCUAUCCUCAUGUACACAACAUGGACGGAUUUUUUGUGGCGAAGCUGAAGAAAAUGAGCAACAUGACUAAAUCUUCAGAAGAUGAUGAUGAGGCGGUAGAAACUGUAGAGCAAGAUGAAGUGUCUGAUGAUGAUGAUGAUGAAGCUGAGGCCAUUGAAGAAAACAGGAACAAGGAAAGACGUACGAAAUCAAAGGAGGACAAGAGAAGCAAAAAGGAUAAGAAAUCAAAAUCGGAAAAUGGGAAUGUGGAACCUAAAGCAAGGAAGCAAAAGAAGAAGAGAUCAGAAUGGAAGAACGAAAUUGCUCAAGCUAGGGAAGAGAAAAGAAUAGCCAUGAGAGAGAAGGCAAAGGAGAAAAAAUGAUUCAGUGUUUUUGCAUGAAGGAGAAGAAACCCUUUGCGAAAACGCUAUCGUUUAUGCUAAUGAUAGUAGGCUUCUGCCAUAUAUUUUGCUUUGUUGUUUUUGUUUAUUCAUGACGAUUUGUGUAAACGUUUAAGCGCCCAGAGUAAACAACUCUGUUGGACUCCAUGGACAGAUCUUACAUGUCCCAAAGUUUUGUUUCAAAAAAAAUCUUUCAAGAGUAUGAAGUUGAGUUGUGUUC